This is a messenger RNA of Galleria mellonella (greater wax moth), 1177 nucleotides long. It is a transcript of the gene Ddrgk1, whose product is annotated as DDRGK domain-containing protein 1. NCBI's taxonomy places the organism in Eukaryota, Metazoa, Arthropoda, Insecta, Lepidoptera, Pyralidae. Bases 202 to 1074 code for a protein of 290 amino acids. The transcript has 6 exons. The record is from RefSeq and is a predicted model, not a curated record.
GCCGAUAACAAUUGUGAUGUGACACGAACUUGUUUUGUUAGGUUUUCGAUCUUACAUAGAAUAAUAUAUGUAUCUUCAAAACAAUAUAUAUACCUUCAUCUACGUCAUCAAAAAAGGUUUUCUAUUUAAUUAGCAAUCGAGAUCUAUUACCUAUUCAUUAAUUUGUUAUAAUUUUAUUUGUGUCAAGGUUCAUUAAGCAUUAUGGAUCCAUUCAUAAUUGCAGCCAUAAUUAGCGCCGUAGUUAUUAUUGUCCUAUCUAUUGCCUUCGUUAGAGUGUCACAAAUCAAAACUCAACCUGCUGCUAGACCUCGGGCCGUCGCUCAAAGAGAUGGCGGUCCCGGUAGAGUGCAGGCGGUUAGAAAUCAGAGAGCACGGAUGAGAGCUAAUGCUGCUAGACAUCAAGCUGCUGUUGAGGAAGAGGCAGCCGUGGUUGUUGAUGGCGAUGAAAAUGGCCCUCCAGACACUACUCAAAAAAUUGAAUUUGAUGACAAAAUGGGAGCUAAGAAACGAGCUAAACUUGAAGCCAAGUUGGAAAAGAAGAAAGCACGAGAAGCUGAAGAACAUAUGCGAGAAAUAAAAAAGAAGAAAGAUGAAGAACUGGAAGAGGAAAGAAGAAAAGUACAGGAGAAAAAAGAGGAAGAAGAACGUCUCCGUGAGGAAUCAGAACGUAAAGCAGAGGAAGAACGAAAAAGGCGCGAGCAAGAAGAAUACGAAGCUUUGAAAGCUGCUUUCUCUGUAGACAGUGAGGGCUUUGAAGAGACAGAGGAGCAGGAUCGUGAAAGUUUGCUGCGUGACUUCGUUAAUUAUAUCAAAGAUCAAAAAGUUGUGUUGCUGGAAGAUUUAGCAGCACAUUUUAAACUGAAAACUCAAGCUGCCAUUGACAGAAUAACUGAUUUGCAAACAAAUGGUGAACUUACUGGUGUAAUUGAUGAUAGGGGUAAAUUCAUCUACAUAUCCCAAAAGGAGUUAGAAGAUGUUGCUAAAUUUAUAAAACAAAGGGGAAGGGUGUCCAUCACAGAAUUGGCAGAGAGCAGUAAUGAAUUAAUCAAUUUAACACCAGUGACUGUACCAUAAUUGUUGAAAGCUCUGUUGAAGUUUUUAUUUACUAUUUUUUAUGUAAAUAAGUGUAAAUGUAAAUAAAAAGUACAAUGUAAAUACAAAAUUUAUUCAAAAAUCA